Plasmodium coatneyi is the source of this 1233-nucleotide messenger RNA. Its product is annotated as Cytochrome c oxidase assembly protein. The transcript has a single exon. The record is from RefSeq and is a predicted model, not a curated record. NCBI's taxonomy places the organism in Eukaryota, Apicomplexa, Aconoidasida, Haemosporida, Plasmodiidae. Gene Ontology annotation, molecular function: oxidoreductase activity, acting on NAD(P)H, heme protein as acceptor. Bases 1 to 1233 code for a protein of 410 amino acids. Gene Ontology annotation, biological process: heme A biosynthetic process. Gene Ontology annotation, cellular component: mitochondrial inner membrane.
AUGAAUCGGACAUUCCAAAGUAGAAGGUUCUUCAGCACAUUCGACAAACUGAGUAAAGCAGAAGAAUCGUUCGUUAUUAGGAAGGCGAAUAGGUACAUGAAUUAUGUGAAGGAAGGCCAAGAAUUUAAAGUAGGAAUGUGGCUGAACACAUGCAGCCUGUUAAUACUAGGCAUGAUAAGUAUAGGAGGUUACACCCGCUUGACCGAAAGUGGGUUGUCAAUAACGCACUGGAAAUUUCAGGGCGUAAAGUACCCAAAAAAUGAAGAAGAAUGGCUGCAAGAAUUUGAAAAGUAUAAAUUAACACCGGAAUAUAAACAAGUACAUUAUAACCUGUCCUUGGAGGAUUAUAAAAAAAUAUUUUUUAAUGAAUGGCUACACAGAACAUUUGGUCGUUUUAUAGGAUUAUUUUUUGUCGGAGGUGCUAGUUUUUUUUUAUAUAAAAAUUAUUUAAAAAAAAGUAUGAUUAAAAAGUUGAGUGUCAUCUUCGCCUUAGGAACAUUUCAAGGAUUUGUAGGUUGGUGGAUGGUUAAAAGUGGGUUUGAAAUUCCACAGACGGAGAAUAAGACCCCCAGGGUGUCUCCAUACAGGUUAGUCUUCCACCUCUUCUGCGCCACCGUAACGUACAGCUAUCUUUUUCUUAACGGACUGACGUUGAUCGAGGUGGGAAAACUGAGGAAACAGUUUGCUAAGAGUCAAAUAGCCGAAUGGCCAGAAUUUCUACGAAGUCAAUUAAUGCACGAAGCGUAUGAACGGAGAAACUUUACCAGGGGGACCAAGUUGGGCCUACUUUGUUUUGCCUUUCUCGUUCUUUCUAAUAUUAUGUAUGGAGGCUUUGUGGCUGGAAAUGACGCAGGGUAUGCCUACAACACGUGGCCCAAAAUGUUAGACAAAUUCAUUCCGGAUGAUGUGAGAAAUUUUUACCUUAGCAAGAAGAGAAAGUAUGAGCAGUUGUUUGAGAACACAGCUUUGGUGCAAUUUAAUCAUCGGAUGCUUAGCUACUUGAUUGUCUUGAAUAGCUUCCUCUUAUAUUUUUGGUCGCAGAAAAUGGCACUUAGCAAAAAAACCAAACGACUCUUCUUCGUGUUGCCCUUCAUCACAACCGCGCAAAUGCUCACCGGCAUAAGCACCCUUGUGCACCACGUGCCUGUGCACCUGGCCCUGGUGCACCAGUUCGGGGGCUUUUGCAUUCUGUCCACCUUGCUUCACUUGGCCAAGCGGGUCUUCCGCGUGUAA